Phalacrocorax carbo (great cormorant) is the source of this 3601-nucleotide messenger RNA. The record is from RefSeq and is a predicted model, not a curated record. Lineage: Eukaryota; Metazoa; Chordata; Aves; Suliformes; Phalacrocoracidae.
CGAGGCGGGCGGCCGCGGCAGCACGCCCGGCCUCAGGGCCGGAGGCGGGACCGUGGCGCCGGGAGGAGCCGCGCCGGGGCGGGUGCUGGUUCCCGGGACGGGCGCCGAGGCACCUGGCGCGGGCGAGCGGGGCCAGGCAGCCCGCUCCCGGCAGGCAGCCCAAAACAGCACUAUACCAGCUACUAGGAGGAAAAUUAUUGCAGCUGAAACCAGGACGAUAAGGAGGAUUUCAUCCCUCAGAUUGAGGACUUGUCAUGUCUUAUCAUUACAAUGAAGCCUUUGAAAAUCCAGACUACCACUUCUCAGAGACACUGGAAAUUGAUAGAAGGUGGAUUUCUCAAAACAAUCUGUUCUCUCACCAAACCCCUUAUGAUUCUUCACUGCUUGGAUCCUAUGGAGAGCGCAGUGGAAGAGGACAGAAUUACUCUCUGGCCAUACCAAUGGGCUCCAUGAGACACGGCUCUGAAUACGGUGAAGGUUUAUCAGGAGUUAAUGUCCUGAGCAGAAGGCCAUAUGGAAAAUCCACAGAUAAUCUUUCCUUUGAGCCUGAGCCAGAACUGGCAUAUAUCUCACCUUCUGCCUCCGAUCUGCUGGAUCACCCCUAUACCCACAGAAUUUCCAAUAUAUCAGAAGAGGAAAAGUUAAUUGGAAACCUUGCAAGUAUGUCCACCAGUGAAAGGAUUAAAGCAAUCCAGAAGAUGACAGAGACCAUGAAAAGAAAGAGAGAGAUCAGGAAUAAAGUUCUUAAAGAAGUAACAGAAAAAUCAAGGCACCGCAGUAAUAGAUUUUCCUGCUGUACAGAGUGUCUGCAAGGAACAGUAGUGUCAUUUCGGCUAUUUCGAAAUAGAUUGUCAGAAUAUUUUCACCGACUGCAGUUAUGGCACAAGACUCUGAAGAUCAUUGGCACUGAGUUUGGAACAAGUGUUCUUUCUUAUUUUAUUUUCCUGAAGUGGCUGCUAACUUUCAACGUCUUCUCAUUCCUCAUAAACUUCAGUUUCAUCACAAUCCCUCAGUUGGUCACAGCAGAACCAAAUAACCUUUCAUUCACGGGUCUGGAGCUGUUCACUGGAGCUGGUUAUUUUCAAGAAACAGUACUCUACUACGGCUUUUACACCAAUGCUACAAUCAGUAAAAUAGAGAACGGUCCAUCUUACAACAUGCAGCUGGCCUAUAUUUUCACCAUUGGAAUAUAUUUUGUGAUCUGUCUUUUUAUCUUGUUGUUCAGCAUGGGAAGAUUAUUCUGCAAGAACUUCAUUAACCUCCAGGUAUACUCUGGAAAUGCUAGCAAACUUCUCUGCACUUGGGACUUCAAUUUAACUAAUGAAAAAGCUGUGAAGCUGAAACAAAAGAGUCUCAGCACACAAAUAAAGGAAGACCUCACUGAAAUAAACCGAGAAGGUCUAAAUUUUUCUGUAACAGAGAGAGUUGUUCGUAUUGUUGUUCAUCUUGUUUGUUGGGUUGCUUCCCUGGGAACAGCCGUAGCUGUUUGUGCUGGUGUUUACUUCCUCUCCAUUAAUAACCUAAAGCUGUUUGUGAAAGGGCAUAAAAAUGACCUAAAGAGCCAAGCUGCCAUGUUGGUGCUACCUAUUGUCGCAUCUCUCCUCAACACAUUCAUCCCGUUCUUCUACUCAUGGCUUGGACACCUGGAGAGAUUUCAGACUCCUGGACACCAGAUAUAUGUCACUAUUACAAGAAAUGUACUCCUGAAGAUGUCAGUUGUUGGAAUACUGUGCUACUACUGGCUUCAUGUUGUGGCUGCAUCAGAGUCACAGGAGUGCUGGGAAACUCUGGUUGGCCAAGAUAUCUAUCGUCUUGUUCUAGUUGACUUCAUGUUUUGUUUGCUUGGCUCUUUCUUUGGAGAGUUUUUACGAAGAAUUAUUGGAACGACAGUCUGUGUGAACCUGGGGCUGCCAGAAUUUGAUAUCGGACGAAAUGUUUUAAAUUUGAUCUAUGCACAGACUUUGACCUGGAUCGGUAUCCUCUUCUCACCUCUACUGCCUGGUAUCCAGAUUAUAUCACUUUCUAUAGUAUUUUAUGUGAAAAAGGUCAGUCUGAUGAGGAAUUGCCAACCCCCUCGCAAAGUCUGGAGAACUGCUCAGAUGACAACAUCCUUCAUGUUCCUGCUGUUUUUCCCUUCCUUUCUUGGAGUCGUGUCUGUCACUGGAGUCAUUGUCUGGAGGUUAAAACCUUCAGAAGAAUGUGGUCCUUUCAGAGGUUUGCCUUCUAUGUAUGCUGCAAUCUCUGAGUGGAUAAAAAUACUGGAAAAUUACAAUGCCUCAAAAUGGGUAGUGUGGAUCUACCAUAACUUAAUUACAAGUGAACUUUUCUUCUUCAUUCUCACGCUUCUUAUCCUAAUUAUUACUUAUCUUUACUCGAAAAUAAUAGAAGGAAGAAAGACCAUGACCAAACUCUUACAGAAGCAAAUUAUUAAUGAAGGAAAAGAUAAAAUAUUUUUACUUGAAAAACUACGGGCACUGCAAUGGGCAAAACAAAACCUAUCUGCGCCAAGAGGACAAAGCCAGCAGAGAAGCUCCUCUCCAUACCACCAGUCCAGGCUCCCUGCCCAGCAAGUGCCAGGCUACCCAGGAAGCGCAUUUCACAGAAAUCAAAAUGCAUCCCACAACGAGUAUCCCCAUUCUGCUGGGAUCUUGAGGAGGACUGGCUUCCCACUAGGUUCAGAGGCAUCCCAGGCCAGCAGCAGACCAGGCAUUUCUGAGGCAGUGGCACUCGCUCUGCGUGCCCGAGAAGCAGCUCAGUGGGAAGACAAAGAUGAUUACACAGGUUUUUGACUGUGAGCAGGCACAAUCAAUAAUGAAUGUUAAAUCACUGACUGAUGUUCCGCAGAAAGUAAUACUCAUUUGCACUAAUGACUGAAAGAACUGAUCAAACUUUUCUUUAACCCCUAAAUGGAAGAAAAACUAGAAGAACAGAUUGCAAAAUGCAUCCCAGCUGCAGAUUAUUAUUAUCAUAGGGAACAUCCUGCAUGUUUGGUUUGGGUUUGAAGUAGUGGUCAUCAGCCUUCGCCCAGCACAGGCCAUUGCCUCGAUAGAGCAAGUGUCCCUCUGCAGCAGGUCACUUGUUGUUGACUAAAUCUAAGGAAACUUGUGCCUGACUGUAAAUAAAAGCUUUGGUCUAAAAAUAUUAUGUCAGUUAUAUUGUUCAAAAUGUUUUUAUCUGAACCAAAGGUGAAGUAUUAGUCAAAUAAGAACAGAAUGAAAUUAAUGUGCAGUCGUUUUCAAUGACUGAGGCAUUGUAAUGGCUGCAAAGUAACUUGUGUGAACCACGUUAGGCUUCUAUUCCACUUUCACUUUUCUGAGCCAUUUUUACAGUUUAUUACAGUCACUUAAAUCCAGCUCUGAUGUCAACAGCUUUCAGAACUUUUUUUUUUUUUGAGUGACUACUUUUCAAAAUUCUCAUCUGUGUAAAAACCACUGCUUGUAAAUAAAAAGUUUGACAUGUCUUUUGCCAGUGAGGGAUAGAUUGGAAGUAAUAGAAUUGAGAUUUUUUUUUUUUAAUCCUAUGUGACUUUGAGACACUUGAUGCAGCUUCUUUUUAUUCAGAGCCUUAACUUUGCCACAAUAAUAAAUAUUUUUUUAGCCCA